Molecule: messenger RNA, 759 nt
Organism: Alternaria alternata
Lineage: Eukaryota; Fungi; Ascomycota; Dothideomycetes; Pleosporales; Pleosporaceae
Product: chitin deacetylase-like protein
Exons: 3
Coding region: 1-759 (252 amino acids)
Biological process (GO): carbohydrate metabolic process
Molecular function (GO): hydrolase activity, acting on carbon-nitrogen (but not peptide) bonds
Source: RefSeq, a predicted model, not a curated record
AUGGGUCUCAAGUCUCUCAUUGUCGCGACAAUCGCUGCGGUGGCCAUCGCUGGGCCCAUUCCAGAUCCUCUCAAUAUGAUGAAGCGGGCUGGACCUGCGGCGGGCCAAGUGAUCACAAAGUGCGCAGCACCUGGUCAAAUUGCUCUCGCCUACGAUGACGGCCCAUCUCAGUACACACAAAAGCUCGUCGACACCUUGACCGCUGGUGGAGCUAAGGGCACCUUCUUUGUUACUGGUUCGCUAUAUGGAUGUAUCUACAACCAGAAGAGCGCUCUCCAGAAUGCCUACAAAGCUGGCCACCAGAUCGCAUCCCACACUUGGUCCCACCCGCAAAACUUCGGCUCCCUCUCAACCAACGACCUAACAUCCCAGAUGACGCGUCUUGAGCAAGCCCUCGUCAACAUUAUCGGUGUGAAGCCAACCUACAUGCGCCCUCCUUACCUCGCCACUGGCGGAAACGUGCUCCCAACAAUGAAGACGCUUGGAUACCGCGUCAUCACCGAUGAUGUCGACUCCGAGGACUGGAACGGCAAGACACCCCAGCAGAGCCAGCAGAAGUUCCAGCAAGCCGGUACCAGCGGUAAUGGACAUAUCCCUCUCAUGCACGAGACUUAUGCUUCUACGGUCAACACCCUUACGCCUUGGUUGAUCAGCUGGGCGAAGAACAACAAUCUCAAGUUGGUUACUGUUGCUGAGUGCCUGGGUGACGCUAGUGGCGCUUACAAGAGUGGUACACCGAACGGUGCCUCGACUUGCUAG